Molecule: messenger RNA, 2094 nt
Organism: Sciurus carolinensis (gray squirrel)
Lineage: Eukaryota; Metazoa; Chordata; Mammalia; Rodentia; Sciuridae
Gene: Soat1
Product: sterol O-acyltransferase 1
Exons: 18
Coding region: 168-1901 (577 amino acids)
Biological process (GO): cholesterol efflux; cholesterol homeostasis; cholesterol metabolic process
Cellular component (GO): endoplasmic reticulum membrane
Molecular function (GO): cholesterol binding; fatty-acyl-CoA binding; cholesterol O-acyltransferase activity
Source: RefSeq, a predicted model, not a curated record
GCGAGCCGGGCGCUUUAUCUCCGUUUGCCGCUGGGCUGGCGGCGUUGCGGGCCCUGGCCCCGGGACGGCUUUCCCUGCCGACCUUCCCGCCGCCGUGCAGUGACGGCUGCCCAGCCCGGCCCUCUUUGCCGAAGUCCCGCAGCCCGGCCGGGGCCCAGGUUUCAUGGAUGGGCUUGUUUUCUUGGUUUCUUGGCAGAUUCGUUGUUGACAAAGCAAAGGUGAAUAAAGAGAAGAUGUCUGUAAGAAAUCGACUGUCCAAGUCCAGUGAAAACCCUGAGAAAGAUGAAGACCCGAGAAACCCUACAAAGGAGUCACUAGAGACACGUAGAAAUGGUCGAAUUGACAUAAAACAGUUGAUAGCUAAGAAGAGACAGUUGGCAGCAGAGGCAGAGGAAUUAAAGCCACUUUUUAUGAAGGAAGUUGGCAGUCACUUUGAUGAUUUUGUGACAAAUCUCAUUGAAAAAUCUGCAUCCUUAGACAAUGGUGGGUGUGCCCUCACAACUUUUUCCAUUCUUGAAGAAAUGAAAAACAACCACAGAGCUAAAGAUUUCAGAGCACCUCCAGAACAAGGAAAGAUUUUUAUUGCAAGGAGAUCUCUUUUAGAUGAGCUGUUUGAAGUGGACCACAUCAGAACAAUAUAUCACAUGUUUAUUGCCCUCCUCAUUCUCUUUAUCCUCAGCACACUUGUGGUAGAUUACAUCGAUGAAGGAAGACUGGUACUUGAGUUCAAUCUCCUGUCUUAUGCUUUUGGUAAAUUUCCUACUGUUGUUUGGACAUGGUGUAUCAUGUUCUUAUGUACACUUUCAAUUCCCUAUUUCCUGUUUCAACGUUGGGCCAAUGGUUACAGCAAGAGUUCUCAUCCAGUGAUCUAUUCUUUUGUCCAUGGCUUGAUAUUCAUGGUCUUCCAGCUUGGAAUUCUAGGGUUUGGACCAACAUAUGUUGUAUUAGCAUACACACUACCGCCAGCUUCUCGGUUCAUUGUUAUACUUGAACAGAUUCGUUUGAUAAUGAAGGCUCACUCAUUUGUCAGAGAAAACGUGCCCCGGGUACUGCAUGCAGCUAAGGAGAAGUCAAGCACGGUUCCAAUACCCACAGUCAACCAGUACUUGUACUUCUUGUUUGCUCCUACCCUUAUCUACCGUGACAGCUAUCCCAGAACUCCCACUGUGAGAUGGGGUUAUGUUGCUAUGCAGUUUGCACAGGUUUUUGGUUGUCUAUUUUACGUGUACUACAUCUUUGAGAGACUCUGCGCCCCCUUGUUUCAGAAUAUCAAACAGGAGCCCUUCAGUGCUCGUGUUCUGGUCCUGUGUGUAUUUAACUCCAUCUUGCCAGGUGUGCUGAUACUGUUCCUUGCUUUUUUUGCUUUUCUGCAUUGCUGGCUCAAUGCCUUUGCUGAGAUGUUACGCUUUGGUGACAGGAUGUUUUAUAAGGAUUGGUGGAACUCCACAUCAUACUCUAACUAUUAUAGGACCUGGAAUGUGGUGGUCCAUGACUGGCUGUACUACUAUGCCUACAAGGACCUUCUCUGGUUUUUCUCGAAGAGGUUCAAGUCUGCUGCCAUGCUGGCUGUCUUUGCCAUAUCUGCUGUGGUGCAUGAAUAUGCCCUCGCUGUUUGCUUAAGCUAUUUCUACCCAGUGCUCUUUGUGCUCUUCAUGUUCUUUGGAAUGGCUUUCAACUUCAUUGUUAAUGAUAGUCGGAAAAGGCCAAUUUGGAACAUUAUGGUCUGGGCUUCCCUUUUCUUGGGCAAUGGAGUCAUUUUGUGCUUUUAUUCUCAAGAAUGGUAUGCACGUCAGCACUGUCCUCUGAAAAAUAUUCUUCUAAUUUUCUUCCUAUCUCCUGAAAAUCCGACAUUUCUGGACUAUAUCCGGCCACGUUCCUGGACUUGCCGUUACGUGUUUUAGAAGCCUGAGCUGUGUUUCCAUCCUCGUCACUGAAGAUAGGAUAUUCUGCCUCACCUGGGGACAGCUGUAUUAUUUGGACUACUCCAGCCUUUACAGAUGGCUCACUCCAUUCCUAGCUCUCCUGGUGCUGGAUUGUGGAAGUUCACUGGGAGUCUUGUAUGCUUAAGAGGACUCCUCCCCAACACACCGCCCC